GUCGCUGGGAGACGAUGUGAUAAGCCCAAUAAAUGUGGACCCUGCCAAUCUGUCACAAUACAAACUGUCUGAUCACUGAUAACGUAGAUCGACUUUCUCCAGUGACCGGUUCACUGCUCGCUCGUCAGUUCUCGUCGCUACCCUCAACCAUGUCGACUUUGCACGUGCAGCCAUUCUUCCCUCACAGUUUUCCCCACUCUCGAAAACUGCAAAAUCUGCAGACCUCAUGUCGGCCCAAUGUUCUCCGGUUGACUGUGGGGGUCACCAGCCUAACCCUGUACGGAGAGGAGCGAGGUCUUCGUGUCCUCGGGCAGGCUGACAGAAACAACAACAAAGAGACGCCUCAAAAGACCAACAACCUCUCAUGCAUCAACAAUAAGUUGAAAAAACUCACUUUGUCCGAAUCCGUGCCACCCAAGUUGUUGGUCGAAACCAGACUACCUUCGACAGCGAACGUUGUCGAGGCCAAGAAUAACUACAAUAAGGCCUUCUUGUCAUCCAGUAAUGAGAAUACGAAGGUUAUCAAUGUGAAUCAGCUGAACGAUAACCCAUGUGGUCAUGACAAUAGGACGCAACUUCUCCAUCCUGACUGGCGAAAAAUCCCCUGGAAGCCCUAUUUUGGAUGGACAGACGCCCACGAUAAACUCCAAAAACAGCUGAAAGAAAAGAUCAGGGAGGGUACUGUGGAGAGCAUAUAUUACAAGAGUCAGGAAGAGCACGUAGCUGCUGGCCUCACCUGGAGGUACCAUAACAAGGACGUUCCUUUCCUGAGGGGCCCCACUGUAUCCACGGUCUGCGAGGUCCUGGAGGUGAUAAGAAGAGUGAAUAGCACCCGCCCUCACAACUACUGCAGCAACCGCCUUAGUCGCUGGAACCGACAAGACAACCUGGCCAACGUCGAGUAUGACGCUGACGACGAAGACUGAGUGUCCUACUUAAAAAAACGAGUUUAAUGGAUAAGAUACAAGUGUACUUUUGUUAUGAAAGUAGAAUUAGAUUAUGAACAUGAUAAGGUUCGUUUUUGGUGCCAUGCACAUUAUUUGUGAUUAAAAAAUUGUAAAUAUUUUUGCAUGAAUUCAUCGCAUGAAUCAUAGAUUAGUGUAAUGACAAAAUGUCUAACAUUAACUUUACAAAUUGAGGUUUCAUUUAAUUUCCUUUUUGAUAAUAAUAUAUUACUUGAUUAGAGAUUUUGUAGUUUAUUAUAUUUUUAAUAGGUUUAAAUAUACAAUGUUAUAUAUUUGUAUGUAUUGUAUGCUGAAUUUGUAUUGUAAGGUAGAAUGCAGUAUAUUUAAUUUGUUAUCGUAUAUUAAUUAAAAUUGACAAACGUAUUGUCUAAUAUAUAUACGUUAUUACUUAUUAUUGUAGUGAUAAAAAUUGUUAAAUUGUCAAUGAAAUGUAUUUAAAUAAACGUUUUGUAGAAUUAUAAGGA
Messenger RNA from Homalodisca vitripennis (glassy-winged sharpshooter), 1429 nucleotides. RefSeq lists its product as uncharacterized. Lineage: Eukaryota; Metazoa; Arthropoda; Insecta; Hemiptera; Cicadellidae. The record is from RefSeq and is a predicted model, not a curated record. The transcript is spliced from 3 exons. The coding region runs from base 33 to 926 and encodes 297 amino acids.